AUGAGCACCGUUGACAUUGCUUCCUCUUUCAUUGAAGGAGCUCCUCCGGGAGAGUUGUCCGACGUAGUCGCUGACAUCAAAGCGCUCACCUCAGACGGCCCCGACAUCAUCCCCGACCUCGAACCGGCCUUUAAAAGCUAUAAUGAGAAGCAAUUGGCUACUGUGAAGCUUCCCGGAAGCAGCCAGCAGGUGAUUGUGAGCGAGUUUAAUAGAUUGGAUGGAGACCGAUACUUUGACGUUGAGAGUUCGACGUCGUUUGAGUUUGAUCAUAUUACACAGACCGCUUCAGCCUCGCAAUCAUACCCCCUCGACUCGCAAAAUGCAGAUCUCAUAAAAUCUCUCCUUCGAUCUGUCUCUACGCAUGCAAAGGAGCACUACCCUAGUUCUACCUAUGGAGUCUAUCCCAUCGAGAACGAUUCCGCCGUCGCCAUUGUCCUAGUGGCCAACCGCUACUCUCCGAAUAAUUUCUGGAACGGCCGUUACCGCUCCAUCUACCAAAUCCCCACCUCCUCAUCUUCUACCACAAUCACCGGCAGUAUCCACGUCGACGUGCACUACUACGAAGAUGGCAAUGUGGCCCUGAGCACCACGAAACCGGUUUCGCUCUCAUUGUCGAAUAUAUCCGCUGAAUCAAUCAUGACCAAAAUCGGUGCUGCGGAGCGCGAUCACCAGGAAGAAUUGAACAGAGCGUUCAGUCGUCUGGCGGAAGGAGCUUUCAAGAGUUUGAGACGGCAGUUGCCGAUUACGAGGCAGAAGGUUGAGUGGGAGAGGGUUGGAGGAUAUCGUCUUGGACAGGAUAUUUCCGGUGGAAAAGGGCGGUGA
Messenger RNA from Talaromyces marneffei, 822 nucleotides. RefSeq lists its product as uncharacterized. Gene Ontology annotation, cellular component: actin cortical patch; F-actin capping protein complex. NCBI's taxonomy places the organism in Eukaryota, Fungi, Ascomycota, Eurotiomycetes, Eurotiales, Trichocomaceae. The transcript has 7 exons. Gene Ontology annotation, molecular function: actin filament binding. The record is from RefSeq and is a predicted model, not a curated record. Gene Ontology annotation, biological process: barbed-end actin filament capping; actin cytoskeleton organization. Bases 1 to 822 code for a protein of 273 amino acids.